This is a messenger RNA of Durio zibethinus, 2406 nucleotides long. RefSeq names its product diaminopimelate decarboxylase 1, chloroplastic-like. Gene Ontology annotation, cellular component: chloroplast. Gene Ontology annotation, molecular function: diaminopimelate decarboxylase activity. The record is from RefSeq and is a predicted model, not a curated record. Lineage: Eukaryota; Viridiplantae; Streptophyta; Magnoliopsida; Malvales; Malvaceae.
UAUAGCCCAACCUUGGGUCUUAGGAGGAGCCUCUUUUUUAAUCAUAGUGGGAGCAUUAUGGAAAUGCCCUAAUCUUGAAAUGAGUCCCUCACAGUGAAAUUGGAAAACAUUUUUCUUUAAUUGAGGGACACGUUUCAAUUUUCCAAAUCUUUUUCAGCGGUAACCCUUUCUAGUUUCUACAUUAUAAAAGGAUUCCCUUUACUCUUCAACAGUCAACAAACGCAUACUGCUGCAUCUGCAUCAUCAAUGGCAGCUACUCACCUUUUCCCUCAUUCCCCAUCUCUUCCUAAAACCCUGAACCACCCUCUAACCCAAAAGCCAUUUUCCCAACUAUCCAUUUUGCCCUUCAUACCCGCCAAAAAUCUCUUCAAACGCCAGUUUCUUUCUCUCAAAGCUGUCCUCUCCCAAAACCCUGCUAAAACCCUGACGUUUCAACACUGCUUCACAAAAUCCCCAGAUGGGUUUCUCUACUGUGAGGAUACCAAGGUUCAGGACAUCAUGGAAAAGGUCGAAAAGAGGCCGUUUUAUUUGUACAGUAAGCCUCAGAUUACUAGGAAUGUGGAAGCUUAUAAGGAGGCUCUUGAGGGUUUGAAAAGUUCGAUUAUUGGGUACGCGAUUAAGGCCAAUAACAAUUUGAAGAUUUUGCAGCAUUUGAGGAAGUUGGGUUGCGGUGCUGUGCUUGUCAGUGGCAAUGAACUCAAGUUGGCUCUUCGUGCCGGCUUCGAUCCAACUAAGUGUAUAUUUAAUGGGAAUGGUAAGAUCUUGGAGGAUUUGGUACUAGCUGCCCAAGAAGGUGUUUUUGUGAAUGUGGAUAGUGAGUUUGAUCUGGAGAAUAUUGUAGCAGCUGCAAGAAUUGCUGGCAGGAAGGUUAAUGUUUUGCUUCGGAUCAACCCAGAUGUGGAUCCUGAGGUUCAUCCAUAUGUUGCUACUGGGAACAAGAACUCUAAAUUUGGUAUUAGGAAUGAGAAGCUGCAAUGGUUUCUGGAUGCUGUAAAGGCACACCCUAAUGAGCUGAAGCUAGUGGGGGCCCAUUGUCAUCUUGGUUCAACCAUUACCAAGGUGGAUAUAUUUAGGGAUGCUGCAGUUCUUAUGGUCAACUACGUCGAUGAAAUCCGUGCCCAAGGUUUUGAAGUUGAUUAUUUGAACAUUGGAGGUGGUUUGGGGAUAGAUUACUACCAUACUGGCGCUGUCCUUCCCACACCUAGAGAUCUCAUUGACACUGUGAGAGAAUUGGUCCUUUCAAGAAACCUUAAUCUCAUCAUUGAACCAGGGAGAUCACUUAUUGCAAAUACUUGCUGCUUAGUCAAUCGUGUCACCGGAGUCAAAACCAAUGGAACAAAAAAUUUCAUUGUGAUUGAUGGCAGUAUGGCUGAACUUAUCCGUCCUAGUCUUUAUGAUGCUUACCAACAUAUAGAGCUGGUUUCUCCUGCACCUCCUGAUGCAGAAGUUUCUACUUUCGAUGUCGUUGGCCCUGUUUGUGAGUCUGCAGAUUUCUUGGGAAAAGAGAGAGAACUUCCAACCCCAACUAAGGGGACUGGCCUGGUUGUGCAUGAUGCGGGUGCUUACUGCAUGAGCAUGGCAUCAACUUACAAUCUCAAGAUGCGCCCUCCUGAGUACUGGGUUGAAGAAGAUGGAUCGGUGACCAAGAUCCGGCAUGGGGAGACUUUUGAAGACCACAUGAGGUUUUUUGAGGGUCUUUAAUUUGAUUAAAACACCAAAGCCUGUUUGAUGCUCGAAAUUGGACCUGGUUUUGCAUUUGUCAUGGAUAUGUUAUGUUUUUGAAUUUUCAUUUAAUUAGCUGCUGAAUUUGGUAUGAUUUUAUUUUCUAGGCAUUUGAAACUUGCACAAAAAUUAAAUAGAUGAAAUCAAUGUCCCCUCCCCCGUGUCUCUGAUGGCCACUUCUAGUCCAACUACAGUCUUUUGACUAGGUUCCUUAUGGUUAACCAAAAGAAACAAAAGGAUUAGGAUUUCAAAUAAGACCACUGGCUUGGAGAUGGAUGGCCCAUGGUGUGGGGGCUUGAGCUACUUGAUUUGCAUGUUUCUGUUUCAGGCCUCAUGGGAUGCUUAACUGGAAACCAAAUCACCACCUUAUGUUUUUUUUUCAAUAUAAUGAUUGGAUUUUUCCCUGUUUGAUAGUGUUGAUUUUGUCAGAUGCUGCACAUUGUGAAUGCAGUGAAAGCUACAAUUUUUGGAAAUGAUGGCAUACCAAACGCAUGAAAUACCAAAUAACUUGUCAGUUUGUGUUGAAAUCAUGCAUUCAAAUUAUUUCAUCUUCCAGAGGCCAAAGCUUUAUUAUUGCAAGCGGAGAAAAAUCAUUCGAAAAAAAAAUCAAUCACAUUUCAUGACAUAAGCAAGAGGAGAAAAAAGAAACCGAUUUCAAGUGCAGAGAAAGAAAAACAAAUGAUU